UCUUCUGCCCCGCCCCCUGCUCCCAGCCGGCCGCUGAGGGGCCGCCGGUUUCCCUGGCAACCGCCGCGCAGCGUCUUCCUGAGGGAGCCUUUUCUGUCAGCCCGCGGAUCCCACCGCUCGCUCCCCACUGCCCGGUGGUUUUUGCGUGGGCUCAUUGACUGACGGACAACAAAAAUGGCGGAGCGGAGCCAGACAGCGCCAGAGGCAGGCAAUGAUACAGGAAAUGAGGAUGCCAUUGGAGGGAAUGUGAACAAAUACAUAGUGCUUCCAAAUGGAUACUCUGGACAGCCCAAGAAAGGACAUCUUACCUUUGAUGCUUGCUUUGAAAGUGGUAACCUCGGCCGGGUUGAGCAAGUCUCUGAUUUUGAGUAUGAUCUGUUCAUUAGACCGGACACCUGUAAUCCACGCUUCCGAGUCUGGUUCAACUUUACUGUUGAAAAUGUGAAAGAAUUACAGAGGGUAAUUUUCAACAUUGUUAACUUCAGUAAAACCAAGAGUCUUUACCGAGAUGGGAUGGCACCAAUGGUGAAAUCCACCAGCAGACCAAAAUGGCAAAGACUACCACCAAAAAACGUUUAUUACUAUCGCUGCCCAGACCACAGGAAGAACUAUGUGAUGUCCUUUGCAUUCUGUUUUGACCGAGAAGAUGAUAUCUACCAGUUUGCUUACUGCUACCCUUAUACAUAUACUCGCUUCCAGCAUUACCUCGACAGCCUACAAAAGAAAAACAUGGAUUAUUUCUUUCGGGAACAGCUUGGACAGAGUGUGCAACAGCGGCAGCUUGACCUCCUGACGAUAACCAGCCCGGAGAAUCUCCGUGAAGGGUCAGAAAAGAAGGUGAUAUUCAUCACAGGGCGAGUCCACCCAGGGGAAACACCAUCUUCAUUUGUGUGCCAAGGAAUCAUCGACUUCCUCGUAAGUCAGCAUCCAAUUGCCCGUGUCCUACGAGAACAUUUGGUCUUCAAGAUUGCCCCAAUGCUCAACCCUGAUGGAGUUUACCUGGGCAACUACAGGUGCUCCCUGAUGGGGUUUGACCUGAAUCGUCACUGGCUGGAUCCCUCUCCAUGGGCCCAUCCCACCCUGCAUGGAGUGAAACAGCUCAUCAUCAAGAUGUACAAUGACCCAAAAACAAGCCUGGAGUUCUAUAUUGACAUCCACGCCCACUCUACCAUGAUGAAUGGCUUCAUGUACGGCAAUAUCUUUGAGGAUGAGGAACGGUUCCAAAGGCAGUCUAUUUUUCCAAAACUCCUUUGCCAGAAUGCUGAGGACUUCUCCUAUACUAGCACAUCCUUCAACCGGGAUGCUGUGAAAGCAGGAACUGGCCGGCGCUUCCUGGGCGGGCUUCUGGACCACUCAUCAUACUGCUAUACCCUAGAGGUUUCCUUCUACAGUUACAUCAUUGGGGGCACUACAGCUGCAGUGCCCUACACUGAAGAAGCCUAUAUGAAACUGGGACGGAACGUGGCAAGAACAUUUCUAGAUUAUUACCGGCUGAACUCCCUGGUUGAGAAGAUAGCAGUCCCCAUGCCAAGGCUUCGGAAAGAAAAAGCCCCUCCUUGCAAGCACCCACCCCCGAGGGGCUCAACCAGCAACGUCUCCAUUGGCAAAGGGGACAAGAAGAACUCACUGAACCACAAAGACCCAUCAACCCCCUUUUAAAGACAUGGCACCAGGAGGCAUUGUGGGUGCAGGAACAUGCAUUUCUUGCUGGGGCAUGAAAUUAAGUGCCCUUUCCUGGUUUCCAAGACAGGGGUUUUCAGGAUAAUGCAUAAGCUAGUGAAAGAGUCAGGGAAAGAGAGAAAUUUUAUCAUUGAUUUUUCCCCUUUACCAAUGGGAAAUCAAUCGUGAGCCUUCAACUCAAGGCUGAACAGAAUGUGAGAAUGGAAUCAGGUCAGCACAGGCUUUCUCUUCCAUGGAGCAGAGGAAAUCCUACAUACCUCUCUCAUGAGGUCCCACAUGUCUGACCACUCAGUUCCCUGGAAGCCCCUUUUUCCCUUCACAUCGGUUCAGUGCCCUGGAAGACCCUUUCACCUUUUUAAAGUCACAGAGUCAUGAUGCUGGUGACUUCACUUAAAAUAGGUUGCAGUUGUUUCUAGUUCAGGAAUGCAGUCUCCGUAUUUUCUGAUCCAAAGCAACAACAACACACAUACAAGCCAAAGGCAAACAUGCUGUUGGGAACAAUGGGGUAGAAGUUUUGAAAUCAGAGUGGUCUAAAAAAUAUGGGCAUUGUGUCUAUAAGCUCUCUCGCUCCCUCAAGCCCCAGCAUGCAACUUCAGAAAACUGUUCUGAAAGCUAUUUUUCAACUUCCUGGCUAGUUUAAUUGAAUUUCUAGCUCCCCCAAACAAAAAGUAUUGCUCAUUCAUUCCCAAGAACUGCUGUGGUUAAGGUCUGCAGUCCCUGGUGACAAGGAUCAAGGGAGGUAAGCACUGAUAAUCUGCAACGAGAACAAGGUGACUACCAGGUAAGGGGGCUACAGGAGACAAAGGAGCACACUCCAAGCAGGUAGGGAGAUAAAAGACAAGGACAGCAGAAGCAAUUCCCAAGGGGAGGCAAGCCAAAUAGUGUGCAUUUUCCUGAAGCUUAAAGUGCCUUUGUGUGAUGAAUGGGUCCAGGGGAGUCUACUCCCUUCCUGCCUGUGGAAGCAGCAGGCUGAGUCACCAUGACAGCCUGCUAAUUAAAAUGACCUCCCGGAAAUGAGGAUUAGGAGAUAGGGAGAGGGAGGGAGGCUCCAGGGAGAUAGGGCCUUCAGCACACAACUCCAGUUAAACAGUCUUUGUGUUUGAGAUGGAGAUUUUCAACGUUUAUUGCAAAAAUCAAGAGCAAAGCUUGUUUUCUCUUUCACAUACUGGUUUUCAGAAAUGGUAACAAAGAAACAUAUGUCAGAUUGCUAUGAAUGUUCCAUUGUGUACAUAGCAACCUUCCUGGGUUUUUAUUGCCCAAAUAAAGUGGU
Mus caroli (Ryukyu mouse) is the source of this 2950-nucleotide messenger RNA. RefSeq names its product AGBL carboxypeptidase 4. Lineage: Eukaryota; Metazoa; Chordata; Mammalia; Rodentia; Muridae. The record is from RefSeq and is a predicted model, not a curated record. Gene Ontology annotation, molecular function: DNA binding; zinc ion binding; metallocarboxypeptidase activity. Gene Ontology annotation, biological process: proteolysis; negative regulation of DNA-templated transcription.